GCUGUUACAAGUUUCCCUGAAAUUUCAACAAGACUGAAGAUGUCAAAAUAUGUCUAAUUUGAAUGUAAUCAGCAGCGAUGAGGAUGAUAUAUGGAACUACACAUCACAGAAACGAUUGUCACAGCCCAGAAAAGAUUCACACAGAAAGAAAAAAGUUAAAACGAAAACAGGUAUUAAACAUGAAAAUGAUGGAAAUUUAAAAGCAGUAACCAAACGACGGAAAAGCAGGCAGAAAUCUGGAGGCAGCAUAGCAAGCUCUCACAAGUUAGAUGGCAACGUUGCAGCAAAAAUUAAAGCAGAGAGGACACCUAGUAGAAAGAGUUUGGACCAGGAUCGGUCAGGUCGGUGUCCAGUGUGCCAGAUGCCGUUCACAGCCCUUUCGCUGGUAGAGACACCCAGGUGGCACGUUGAUGAUUGUCAGCUCACAUUUUUCUCCACUGAAAAAGAUGAAAACAAUGCUGUGGAAUGUCCACAGGGGACAGAGUGUGGUUCUUCUAUUGCAAGCCAUUACAAAAGGUUUAAACACACAGAGCUGGCCAGGUCUCUCCGUAAAAGCCAGUCCGAGGCUACCAGCUCAAGAGAAAUUGUUCAUUCCGCCAAGGUGAAACUAAACUUUGACAGUUGUAAUCAGCUGUUUUUACCUGGAGCGUCAGCUGAUUGUGCAAUCACUCUGGACACGACCAGUCCACUCUCUAGUUCACAAAGGUCAGGUGAUAUGUUGAUAGAUGAUAACCAUAAUGGUCUCAUAGAAUCUGACCAGGACAUGUUUAAAGAGGGUUUAGAUAAAGAAGUCUAUAAUAAAGCUAUCAGAAAAUGUGAGAAGAGUCUUGUAGGUGAAGUGAUACACAAAUCAAACAAACCAGAUGCAAAGGGUGACAGUCUUUCCAAUGGUAACAUUUGUGCAAGCAGUCAAAACUGUCAAGAGUCCUAUGUGCCAAAAAAUAAUGCUGGAAAUACAGAAAUGGAGAGUUAUGAAUCCUACAGCAUUAGCUCCCAAUCAGAUGACGAUGGUUAUGAGGAAUUUGUUGAAGAAUCUGAAACAAUAAUUUCUGAGAAGGAAACAGGAGUUUCAGAGAAAAGCGUGAGCAAUAAGAAUGAUAUAAUAAAGCAAUUGUUUGACAGUGAUAGCCAGUCUAAAGAUGCUGCUGAAAAUCGGCAUUUUAUUUUCAAUGAAAAUAAGGAAUUCAUUGCAACCAAAUUGACUGACCAUUCAAAUGCAAUAAACAGUUUAGAUAUAGAUGUAGAUGUAAAGCUGGAAGAUGCAGGUAGUGUUUCUAUGAAUUCCCAAAGCUUUAUUAGAAAAGUGCAGUUUGAUGAACUGAUUGUAGUAAGCAGUUGUGACAGCAUAGAUGACAUUAAUGAUCUUGAUGAAUCCAAAACACUUAGCCAGAUGCUGCUAGAAUCAGAAGAUGAACAACUAAAUAUUGCCAAAGAACCUGUUAAGCAUUCAGAGGAAGAAAUACAGAAUGAUGAACCUAACAGUGCUAUAAAGAGUCUAAGUGAGGACUCUGACAGUGACGAUUUGGACAUCUUUAAAAACACGCUAACUCAGUCAAGUUUUCUAAAUAGUAAGAUCCAACAAACUGAUGGACAGUCUUCAAAGAAGAGUAAAGGGAAAGAUGAUCCCAUUCCUUUAAGUUAUACUGUGACUGUCUCUGAAAGAGCUACAGAUGAAGAAGCCAGAUGUGUUGAUGAAGUUAAUGUGGUGGAAAAUGCGAAUGGUUUUUCUGAAGAUAACGAUUAUUUUAAUGAAAAUGAUAAUCAGUGUAAAAAGAAAAGUGAAGAAUAUGAAUCUACGACAGAUUUUGAUAUUGGCUUUUUUGCAAAGAAAAUGUGUAAGCCUUUGUCAACAGAUAGUGAUACUAAUGAUGUUAAUGCAGUAAAACCUGAUGGAAUCAGUGCAAGCAAACAGUGUGAUCUUGGGGAAAGUACAAGUAACCAUACUGUGAUAGAUACUGACAUGUAUUCCAACAUUAAAUCCAAGUCUUCGAAGACAACUCAUAAGCCUAGAACUAAUAACAAUUGUACUAGAAAAGCUGUUGAAUCUGAAAAGAAAUCAAUUAGUAAAACUAGUGCUGAAAAUUUGAAUAGAUCUCGAAAACGAAAAGGAGAAGCAAAACAUUCUCGAACAGUUAAAACUGAAAAGAGGAGUAAGGUUAAAAGAAAGUUAGAUAAUCACAAUCAGAAAGACAUAAUGACUUUUUUUAUGAAUGUUAGAAAGGAGGAUAUAACUAUAAUUUCGGAGAGCAGUAGUGGUGAAGAUACUGGAAUGUUUAAUGGUAAAACUUACUGUUGUAGUAAGUGUUUAAAUGAAAGAAAAGGACCGGUGAUGAAAACUAUUGACCAGGACAGCCCAAGUUCAUGCAGUCAAGAACUUGAAUCAGUGUCAGGACAGGGUGACAAGGCAGUUGGUAUUACAAAUAAUGAUGAAAUAGACAAACAAACAUUUAUUCCUUUGAAGUCUGCAUGUAAAACACCGACGGUUUUCACAGAUGACAGCUCAAUGUGUAGUGGCAACUCUUUGGAUAAACAAAAAAGAAGGCCUGAAUGUAGUCCCUCCAGGCAAAAUUCUAGGUCUCCAGCGUCCAAUUUUCAUUUAAUCAGUUGCUCAGGGCAAAGUUCUAAAUCUCCAGCAUCAACUUCACAUGAAAGAAGUCACUCAACCCAAAGAUCUAAUUCUCCGGCAUUGCAUUGGCCGGAAAGUGCCAAUUCGAGGCAAAGUUCUGAGACUACGGAGUUUGAAAACGGAAACUUUUGUACUGUAUCACAAACUACUUACAGGAAAUUACAACUGAAUAGCACUUUAUCACAAACUACAUUUGCCAGGCUUGAUGGUGGUUUUAUACCAGACGAUAAUGAUGGUGAAAUAAAUGAUGAUUCUAUGACAGAUGUGAUUACUUCUGAUGAUGUUGCUGGUGACACCGCUGGUGAAUCAGGAAUUUCUUCAAGUGAGCAAAACCCAAGUGCCUUGCUGAACUACAUAACUGGAAAGGUUUCUGUAAUAGCGAAAAAUGUGGCGGACAUUUUAAUAGCCAGCAGUAAAUUCCUGUAUGGUCAAGGAGCUAGUUCACAGUCAGCCCAGAAUGCAAAAACAGUUAACGAGGUUUUAAUGACUACAGCUAGAAAUCUUCCAAAGUUGAUUGUUGGACAAGACAAUGGCCAAAAACCUAGUGCUGGUUCCCGAAAAGGAUAUCAAAAGCAAGGGGAUGGCAAUUCUGAUUCCUUCCCGGGUUGAUGAACAAGCCCGGUACAAUCUUCUGUUAACCUUCGUAACAUUUCAUUUUAAACCCAGUUGCUAUCAAAUUCCUUCUUGUCAUCUACAAAAUUAUCGUGGAAUGGACUAAAGGAAACAGGUCGUUCACCCAUGCUCUCAUUCAAGUAAAAUACUUACAACAAUAAAAAACUAUUAUACCAUGAGAGUAAACGCAAAUUAAGUGUCACUCAUGCAAUGCUGCGGAUGGACUGUAAUAAUUUCUUAAAUAAUUGUCAAUAUACGCAAUUGCUUAUGUUGAGAAAUUGAAGACUGCUUCAUCUCUCUGCUGUAUUAUGGUCAAAGACAUCAACUUUUCGACUAGUAAUCCGCUAUCAGGAUUGUGUCACUCCAACUACUACUUAAUGGAUAAAACAUCACGAACAAUACCCACACAACACUAUUGAAGCACGUUCGGCACUACAUUCAUCAAAAUUAACGCUUCUGGACUCAUGUAUAUAAAUUGGAACCAACUUGAUUCUACCACUAACCUGUCCUGCAAAUUCUGACAAGUUUUCUUCUCAAUUCUAUCGUGGAAUUCCUUUUUGUGCCUAUUUCACUUGUCUAAUUUUCAUGUAUUUUUACCAUACAUGUAGUACAUCCAUUGAUUAUGCGUAAACUUUGUUUAUCUCGAAAAUGUGUGAUUGAAAUAUUUUUGUUUUAACCAAGUGUAUGAGACGAAUGUCUAAAUCUGGAUCAUUUUACAAGGCUUAAAUAUCAUAAAAGAAUAGAAUCUUUUUUAAACUUAUUCUAGUUCUCCGUUUAUGUCGCGAUGCUAGAUUUUCAUCUAAACUAAAAAUCCCUCGUAAUUUUCCAGAGGCCAUGUUUUAAACAAACAAGACAAAGUCUAAAACCAUAAUAAUAUUUCUAUUGGUUUGUUGUUUUUAUUAGGGAUGAAAACGAGUAGUAAAAUCGGUACUCGAGUAGAGUACUCAGAAAAAAACCUUGAAUUGCUUUUCGGAAAUGACAUGUUCAUGUACCCUGUACGUGGGUCAUCGUGAUAUUGACUAUUUUCAUUUAUAUGUGUCGACUUUUUACCGAUAUGUUAAUUAUUAUAUUGCUUUGUAAACACUUGGUAUAUUAAUAAAAUUUGAUUCUUUAUUGUUUUUAUCCGAUAUUUUAUUUCACUCUCCUUACAAAUUACUGACAAUGGGAACCUUAUCAGCUCAAUCAAAGCCUAUGCAUUACUUGUUGUUUGACCACAAGAACGUAUUUACAGGCUCUCCUAGCCCUACUGUGUCAGAUACAACCCUAACCCAAACUCAAAGAACUACUACAGCUACACGACUUAGAAACUAAUUCACGGUCUGGAGAUAGAACGUGACGUUUCCAUUGACGUAAAC
Molecule: messenger RNA, 4593 nt
Organism: Mya arenaria
Lineage: Eukaryota; Metazoa; Mollusca; Bivalvia; Myida; Myidae
Exons: 6
Coding region: 50-3235 (1061 amino acids)
Source: RefSeq, a predicted model, not a curated record